Pseudogymnoascus destructans is the source of this 4640-nucleotide messenger RNA. RefSeq names its product SNF1-interacting protein (gene SIP3). Bases 423 to 4640 code for a protein of 1405 amino acids. The transcript has 3 exons. NCBI's taxonomy places the organism in Eukaryota, Fungi, Ascomycota, Leotiomycetes, Thelebolales, Thelebolaceae. Gene Ontology annotation, molecular function: protein binding. Gene Ontology annotation, cellular component: plasma membrane; endoplasmic reticulum; cytoplasm. The record is from RefSeq and is a predicted model, not a curated record.
GCCCCCCACACUUCCCAAAUCGAGUAGCACGUGACUGAGCCCCUUACACCCAACCACCCAACACACUAGCCACAUCGCAUUAUCAGCCACAGUUCUAACAUUCUAGAAGUACCUUUGUACCCUAAGCUGAGGUUUUUAGUUCAGCCACCUGGGACCGAGGCUCGGGAGCUUUGACCAUGUUAUAUGACGACCUUGGACUCGAACUCGAAGGAGGCUGACCAGAUACUGAACUAUACGCGUAUUCAUAUACGUAAUUCUAACGAAAGAUCACACUAGGUGCGUCUAUACAUUGCAAACAAUACAAAGCGCCCUACCCAGUCUGCAAACAAUAUUCCCAACUGGAAUCAUGCGGGCAGAGAGCACAUAAGCCGACAACACUGCUUGUUCAAACCACCACCACCACCACCACCACCAUAUCCGCCAUGUCCGAAGUCGUGGCGGCCCAGCCGCCCGCCCUCGAACACGCGCGUCCCCCACUGACUCUCCUCCCCGUUGGCCUCAAAGAAGCUGCACUCGACUCGCCCACCUUCCGCGCCACCGCCGUUCACUUCUCCGACCAAGUCGAGCUGGUAGAGCGCUGGCUCGACGCAUACGUGAAGUCGACGACCAGGCUGAUCCACGACGUCGGCGCGCUUGAGGAAACUAUCAAUACCUUCCUCAACCGCUCGCUGCUACCUACCAACGUCUCCGAGGCUGUCUUCGAUCAUGACUAUACACUCCUUGCUAUGCAGCGCUUCGGGGAGGGCUCGCGUGACUGGUGGUCCCAGUUCGUGGGCGGGGCGAAGCGCAUGGAGACGAUGCUGGUGGAGCCUCUCAAAGCCUUCAUGACCGGCGAGCUGCGCAACUUCAAGGAUGCGCGGAGAUACCUCGAGCAGUCACAGCGUGUGUUUGAUACGACACUCGCGCGAUACCUGGCACAGUCGAAGACAAAGGAGCCAUCGUCGCUACGGGAGGAUGCCUUCCAGGUCCACGAGACGCGCAAGGCGUACCUGAAAGCCUCGCUGGACUUCUGCCUCCUCGCGCCACAGGUGCGGUUUACCCUCGACAAGCUACUCGUCCAAGUGUCGACGGAGCAGUGGAAAGACAUGAAGAAGUCGCGCGAACUGGCUGGCAUGAACGCUACACGCUGGAACGCCGAGAUGGAGCGUAUAAAAGGGUGGAGUCGCGAAAUGGACUCCGGCGAGCAUGUUUUCCGCCGCGAGCUGCAGGCGGCGAGGAAGGAGAUCGCGCAGACGGCUAGUGUGGCAGCGCAGCCGUCGCGGGAGCUGGAGGACUAUCAUCUGUCUACUGUGCCAUAUAUUAGCGCCAAGGGCCCGUCGCUGCUGAAUCUGCAGGCGAGCUCGAUGUCGGAGAAGCAGGGAUGGUUGUGUCUGAGGGUGAUUUCGGGAAAGCCGGCGAGGACGACUUGGGCGAGGAGGUGGUUUUAUGUGAAGAAUGGGAUUUUUGGGUGGCUGGUGCAGGGGUCGCAGAGUGGUGGGGUCGAGGAGAGUGAGAAGAUUGGGGUUUUACUUUGUAAUGUGAAGCCUGCUGUUAGUGAGGACAGAAGGUUCUGCUUCGAGGUCAAGACCAAGAAUGCAACGAUCCUCCUACAGGCCGAAACACAAGGCGAGCUGAUGGAGUGGCUCGAAGGCUUCGAGAUCGCUAAGAACAACGCCAUCAAAGCCAGCGCUGAUGUAUACUACUCAUCCACCGGCCUCGACCCAGCCUUCUCCAUCACCCCCCCAUCAGUCCCCGAAUUCGCCGCCAAGACCGAAGGACAGAUGUCCACCAUUGAAGAGUUCUCAGCCCCCCCCUUAGACCGUGGCAACACCCUCCCCAUCCCUAGCUUCGAGCUCAGCGGCGCCCCCCGCCCCAGCGUCGAUGCCUCGACUGCGCGUCGCUCGGGCCGCGAGGAAGGCGAGAGCGGGCGCGAUCACGCCGCGAGACUGAUCCAGAAACUCGAUCUACACCGUCGCGCCACGACUAACGGGCAGGACGCCGCGACGCCUCCGACGCCAAACCCGUCGUUUGGAGCGAUUGGUGGCAUUGGCAUUGGGAGUCUCAUCUCGGCCAGCCAUAAUAUCUUGCCUGUGUAUGCGCCGCCUGUGCUCACGCAGUCGGGGACCUUGAAAUCGCUACCCGCACCGAGCGAGUUCCAGUAUAACACGCUUGCGCCAUCGACGCUGGCGAAUCCGCCAGCGCCGACGAAUCUGAGUAAGACGGCUGUGGUGGUUAGUGGGGAGCGAGGCAUUGGGCUCGGCAAGAGCGAUGCGAGUGGGAGCAUGCCGAAUGGUAUCUUGGCCAAUCUGUGGGGAAGCAGUAACUGGGGAUACAACAACCGCCUCGGUGCUGAUCUUUCGGAGCCGCGGAACGUGAAGAGGACGCCGUCGCCGAAGCCGCCGGGCGAGGAGGAGGGUAAGACGGAUGAGAAGAUGCUUGUUGCGCCGGGGAUGGGGACGGCGGUUAGCAUGGAUAUCGAGACGGGGGUGAAGGCGCAGCCGCCGUCGCCGCCGCAUCGGAAGGCGUUUAGUGCGGAUACGAUUUCGUCGGCGUCGCAGAUUUCGAAGUCGGCGCAGGCGGCUCCUCAGGUUCAGGCUGUGAAGGGGGAGGAGUUUCCUAGCAACUACCCGCUUGAAUUGAAGGCUCAAGAAGCGCAGUUCAGGACGCUGUUUGCUGAUGUGCCGAGGGAGGAUAAGGUGGUUAUUGUCUUUCGCGCGACGUGGAAUCCGAAUGGCCAGCAGGAGUUCCCGGGACGUGUUUAUGUUACCCAGAAAGACAUGUACUUCUACAGUCACCACCUCGGUCUCGUCCUGAUUACGAGCGCCUCACUAGACACCAUCGACGAAGUAACAGCCGCACCAGGCAAAGACUGCGAUUUCUUAUUCUUACACCUCAAAGAAAGCGCUAUCACAUCAGACUUCACACGCAUCACAAUCAAGACCUUCCUCGAGCCCCUCCGCCUACUCCAAUCGCGCCUAAACUACCUCAUCGAGACCCACCAACAGCAAUCCCCCAAAUCCCUCAAGGACAUCAUGACCGACCUCGUCAAGCUCGAGACCGACGCCCAACCCCCCAGCUCCAGCAACUCAAGCUGGGAAGACCUCUCCCUCCCGACCCUCAACGAGCGCCGCGCCACCCGCCGCGACCGCGACCUCAAGCGCGCUAUCCACGUCUCGCGCGGCGCCACACUCGAGGCUCCACGGCCGGCGAAGUUCCAACUUCCUGCUCACCCUGUCAUCUACGAGCCGCCGGAUAUGCCGCAUAAGUCCGUUGAGCGCAUCUUCGAGACGAGUCCGAAAUCCCUCUUCCACGUCCUCUUCGGCGAUAAGUCUGCCGUCUUCCAACUCCUCUACCAUCAGCGCCGCGCACAGCGUAUCGCGCAGGGGCCGUGGACGCCGCUCGAGCGCCAGGGCGACGCGCAGGGGCGUAUGCAGCGAGAUUUCUCGUUCCAGAUCGAUUACACGGAUCUCUUCCGCCGCCAGUGGCAGGCUAACGUGGUCGAUUCCCAGGUCAUCGAUGUGCUGAACGACCACGUCUGCUAUGUCGUCUCGGACUACAAGACACCCUGGCAUCUACCGCAUCACGCGUAUUUCAAACUCGUUAAGAAGAUCGUCAUCACAUAUGUCGCUAAGUCGCGGUGUAAACUCGCUAUCUUCACCGCGGUUCAGUGGUCGCAUGCGCCAGCUUUCUCGAAGGGGUUGGUGGAGCGACAGGCUACGGAUGAUUUGGACCUUGAUGCACUUGACCUCGCGGAUCUCGUAGCGGAUCAGGUCCGGAAACUGGGGCCCUCAGCACGAACUAGCAAGGCUGUUCAGAUCUUUGGGCAUGUCGGACAGCAGACGUCUGUAUCCCUCUUCUCCUCCGCUGAUGGCGCGUUACCAUCGCGUCACGCUAUCAAGCAACGAACCCUCGGAACGAUGGUAUGGGAGCGCACGUCAUCUUUCCUCGAGACGGCCGUGAGUGUGAUAAUGAUGUGGACCUUUGCGCUACUCAGGAAAGCAUGGAGUGUCGCGAGCGCGAACUCGAUACUCUUGAGUCUCCUAGCGCUGAGUGUGCUGGCGAAUGUGUUCAUGUCGGGCAAGGACGCGAGUGAGUGGUGGACGGAGCGGGGGGCGGCGAGGUAUAUGGCGCGGUUGGGGGUUGGGCCGAAUACGAUGAUGAGUAAGGCGGUGUUUAUUGCGGAUUUGGAGGAUGCGGUUAGGGUUGGUUGGGAGAGUCGGGAGGAGAGUCCUUGCUACUCAACCUUUCUAACCCUGACCAAUACAACCGACCUCGACGCCCCCUUCUCAGCAUCCCACUCCCCCUCCCACUCCCAUUCCUCCUACACCCCCAACUCCCCCCUCGUCAUCCGUUCCAAAUCCUCCACUGCCUCCGCGCGACGCCUCUUAACCGCCCGCCAAUCCCUCGCGACGCAGCGCUUUGAUCUGCUGGUCGCGCUGCGCGUGGUGAAUAGAGUGGAGCGCGCGGUUGUGCAGGCGGAAUGGGAGGAGUGGGUUAGAGGGGAGGGGGGGAGGUGUGAGGCGCUUAGGCGGAGGGUGGGUAGUGGUGGGGGGAAGGGUGAGGUGGGGAAGGAGGCGUUGGAGUGGAUGUUUGGGGGGGAGGAUGGGGGUUAUUGUGGGAGUUGUUGGAGGGAAGAGGAGGGGUUGGGGGGGUAUGUGUAG